Messenger RNA from Chinchilla lanigera (long-tailed chinchilla), 274 nucleotides. Its product is annotated as small ubiquitin-related modifier 2-like. Lineage: Eukaryota; Metazoa; Chordata; Mammalia; Rodentia; Chinchillidae. The transcript has a single exon. Bases 1 to 270 code for a protein of 89 amino acids. The record is from RefSeq and is a predicted model, not a curated record. Gene Ontology annotation, molecular function: ubiquitin-like protein ligase binding; protein tag activity. Gene Ontology annotation, biological process: protein sumoylation. Gene Ontology annotation, cellular component: nucleus.
AUGGCCGACGAGGGGCCCAAGGAAGGAAUCAAGACUGAGAACAAAGGUGGCGGGCAGGAUGGUCCUCUGGCGCAGUUUAAGAUUAAGAGGCAUACGCCACGUAGUAAACUAAUGAAAGCCUAUUGUAAACAACAGGGUUUGUCAGUGAGGCAGGUCGGGUUCCGAUUUGAUGGUCAGCCAAUCAAUGAAACAGACACACCUGCACAGUUGGAAAUGGAGGAUGAAGAUACAAUUGACGUGUACCAGCAGCAGACAGGAGGCGUCUACUAAAAAG